Nerophis lumbriciformis (worm pipefish) is the source of this 1404-nucleotide messenger RNA. NCBI's taxonomy places the organism in Eukaryota, Metazoa, Chordata, Actinopteri, Syngnathiformes, Syngnathidae. The record is from RefSeq and is a predicted model, not a curated record.
AUGAAGUUUGUGCUGUCCGUGUUGUGGUUGCUCCUGACCCUAAACGAGGUUGUUGUGCAAGCUCAGGAUGACUUUGUGUCGCUGGCCGAGUUGGAGGAUUCGUUAUUGAGGAACCUUUUCCGAGGUUACCAGAAGUGGGUUCGGCCUGUGAAACAUGCCAAUGACACCAUUACUGUGCGAUUUGGGUUGAAGAUCUCCCAACUGGUGGACGUGGAUGAGAAAAACCAACUGAUGACUACAAAUGUCUGGCUUUGGCAGGAAUGGGUUGAUGUCAAGCUAAAGUGGAAUCCGGAUGAAUAUGGCGGUAUUACAUCCCUCCGAGUACCUUCUGAGACAAUAUGGCUGCCAGAUAUUGUUCUUUAUGAAAAUGCGGACGGUCGCUUUGAGGGUUCCCUGAUGACUAAAGCCAUUGUUCGGUGGGAUGGGUCGAUCACGUGGACUCCACCUGCCAGCUACAAGUCCUCUUGCACCAUGGAUGUCACUUUCUUUCCCUUUGACCGCCAAAACUGCUCAAUGAAGUUUGGCUCAUGGACUUAUGAUGGAAACAUGGUUGAUUUGGUUCUAGUAGAUAAUUAUGUGGACCGCAAAGACUUUUUUGACAAUGGCGAGUGGGAAAUCCUCAGUGCAACGGGGACAAGGGGAAGCAGGAGGGAUGGGGUAUACUGGUACCCCUUUGUAACUUAUUCCUUCAUCCUCAAGAGGUUGCCCUUGUUCUACACCCUCUUCCUAAUCAUCCCAUGCCUCGGUUUGUCCUUUCUUACUGUUCUGGUCUUCUAUCUACCAUCAGAUGAAGGAGAGAAACUUUCCCUUUCCACAUCUGUGUUGGUGUCACUCACUGUCUUCCUCCUGGUCAUCGAGGAAAUUAUCCCUUCAUCCUCAAAGGUGAUCCCAUUAAUUGGAGAAUACUUGCUAUUUAUUAUGAUUUUUGUCACUUUCUCCAUUAUCGUAACUGUCUUCGUCAUUAAUGUCCAUCACCGCUCCUCUGCCACCUACCACCCCAUGGCCCCAUGGGUGAAGACCCUCUUCCUUGAGAGACUGCCCAAGCUGCUGUGCAUGCGUGGGCAUACCGACAGAUACCACUACUCCGAUGCAGAGAUAAAUAUCCCUGAGGUGAAGGCUCGUAUUGGAAGAAAGGGGACUCAUGGACAUCAGACGACUACUCUGGGAGGGAAAGAAGAGGAAAAUCAAGCCUGGGUUGCCAUGCUGGAGAAGGCCACCCAUUCUGUUCGCUACAUCAGUCGUCACAUCCGAAAGGAGCAUUUCAUCCGUGAGGUUGUACAAGACUGGAAGUUUGUGGCUCAGGUGCUGGAUAGAAUCUUCCUGUGGGCCUUCCUCACUGUAUCAAUAUUAGGAACAGUCCUCAUCUUCACACCAGCCCUGCAGAUGUACCUCAGCUCACCUUAA